Molecule: messenger RNA, 856 nt
Organism: Neltuma alba
Lineage: Eukaryota; Viridiplantae; Streptophyta; Magnoliopsida; Fabales; Fabaceae
Product: non-specific lipid-transfer protein-like protein At5g64080
Exons: 3
Coding region: 65-643 (192 amino acids)
Biological process (GO): lipid transport
Molecular function (GO): lipid binding
Source: RefSeq, a predicted model, not a curated record
ACGCCUCUUUCUUCUUCCUCUCUUCUCGCCCAUUGAUUCACUUCCUUCUUCUCCACAACUAACAAUGGCGUCAUGGAAAGUUUCUUUGAUUCUCUGCGUUCUCGCUAUCUGUGCGGUUUCUUCCGAUUCCGCUAGCGAUGCUCAGGCGCCGUCAGUGGAUUGUUCAAACCUCGUCUUAACCAUGGCCGAUUGUCUUUCCUUCGUCUCCAAUGGAAGCACCGUCAACAAGCCUGAGGGAAAUUGCUGCUCUGGCUUGAAGACUGUGCUUAAGACCGACGCUGGUUGCCUCUGUGAGGCCUUCAGAAGCAGUGCUCAGUUGGGCGUUGUGUUGAAUGUUACCAAGGCCGUUACUCUUCCUGCUGCUUGCAAAGUCUCUGCUCCUUCCGCUGCUAACUGUGCAUUGUCUGAAACUCCUGCCGCUGCACCAGGUGGAGGCCUGACAUCUCCGGUAUCAUCUCCACCAUCUGGUACGAGUGGUGGAGAAGCACCUGAAGCAUCUGGAUCUGGUGGUGAGACAGCAAAUGAGAUAUCUCCAGCACCAUCACCAUCCCCAGGCAACACUUCUGCAGCGUCUUCUCUGUUUCAUCCAUCUUUGCUUCUUGCUGCUUCAUCAUGUGUAGCCAUUUUCUCUGCCUUCUUCUGAGCUCCCUUCUUACUUUGAGAGACUAGAGAGAGAUUAUAUAUUUUGGUUGCCUUUCUUUCUUUCUUUUUUGAAUUCAUUUUCCAUUUUGGAGAAGAUCUUAUCAUUUAUAACUUCCGUGUGUUGUGACUUUUUAGCAUUAGAUUAAAAUUCAUUCCCAGAGAGACUUGGACUUCCUAUUUUGGCGUUUUACCAUCACCAUCACCAUCAUCAAAA